GGUGAAGUAAUCCGCCUGCCGUUCCUAUUUACAAAAGGCAAAUACAUUCGGAGUGUUCCUGUGCCACCGGAUAUGGACGCACUGACCGUAAUUCACAAUCAUAUAAAGCAAACGAGGGGCACCAGAGGGCAAAAACGCAAUUUCAUACGCGGCGAAAGAAAUAAGGCAAAACCUGGCUCAAUCAGCAAGCCACAGAGCAUUGGUGGACCCAAUAAUAGUGUGGGUGGUAGCAGGGGCAGAGGAAGGGGAAGGGGGCGUGGCAGAGGGAUGGCUGGUCGUGGGAGGGGCAGAUGAUUGAGCAGCGAAGUGCUAUACAGAUAAUUGGAAAUGUAUACGCACUUAUGCUUUGUGCGUAUCGUUCACAUAGACCUGUGGAGGAGAGUGCAUUUGCACGACGCUCUAUACAAAAAACACACUAUCUUACACAUGUACUCUAUUAGAUGAAUUGCAACACUAACUUGUGUAUACUGUAUGGAUGAGGUCACUGUUAACCAUGAUUCUCGAAAAGCGAGAUGCUUCGCUUUACGUUGUGUGUUUAUCAUACUGCAAUUGCAAUCGGCGGAUGGUAUCAAAGCGGGCGAGAGACCUCGACGCCAGAAUAGGACUGGUGCCAGAAUUGGCAAGGCAGAGAGCUUCAACCGUUUUGCACUAAAUUGGAGCUUCACAUAGCGUGAGUAUCCUGUGCGAAGCCUGCGAAAGCUGUCUUAUCUCCACUUGAAUUUAAGAAAGCAUAUGCAUCAGCGCCCGGUCCGUGGCACCGAGAGUGGUAGUUUCACUACAUAUAGCCUAGGGUACCACUUUGCAGCA
Molecule: messenger RNA, 807 nt
Organism: Sphaeroforma arctica JP610
Lineage: Eukaryota; Ichthyosporea; Ichthyophonida
Exons: 2
Source: RefSeq, a predicted model, not a curated record